AUGGCAUCCAAGCUUCGGUCAACAAGGCGGAGGACUAGGUCCAAGAGCCGGGCAGUGCGGGGUGCACGAGCAAGGCUGGUAUCUUGUGAGGCAGGGUGUAAUGUGGAGAAUCUGGCUACCGUGACGCAUCCAAGGAACAUCAUUUCUGGUCGCGAGGCCAUCAUGGCAGCCACGCCUCAGACUAGCUGGCUGACAUCUCUGAGAGGCUUCAGAGCCAAUACACGCCAAUCUUUGAUAAAAAUGUGGACCUGCAAGAGAUUGGGAUUUGUCACGCUGUCCAUUAUGGCCCUACUGUUGCUGGGCUGCUACUUCAGCUGUGGGUUCUCAGAUUCUGUGACUGCAAAUGAAUUCAUCCUAUGGAAGAAUAAAGAUGCUGAUGGCCAAUCUCUGGAAGAAACAUCCACUUGGAAAGCUCUGUUGAUUUUUUUCUUUCCAACAACAUGCAUUGUAAAGGAGAAUCAAGAAUUAAAGCCUUGUAAAGAACUGGAGAAUCUUAAUGAGACUGAAUGUUUGAGAUACAAGUGCUGUUUUUCAUCAUCCGGGACCAAGGACUUGAGUUGUUUUACCCCAUUAACAGAUAAGCCUACACAGAUGCUCCGGAUGUUUGGGCUUGGUGUGAUCAGCAUGAUCACCCUGGGAUGUCUGCCCAUUUAUUGCUGCUCUCUUUGCCAGAGGAG
Marmota monax (woodchuck) is the source of this 677-nucleotide messenger RNA. RefSeq names its product FMR1 neighbor (gene Fmr1nb). The annotation marks the transcript as partial. Lineage: Eukaryota; Metazoa; Chordata; Mammalia; Rodentia; Sciuridae. The transcript is spliced from 4 exons. The record is from RefSeq and is a predicted model, not a curated record.